GGAGAGAGAGAAAGCUUAGCAAGCAUUGAUGAAGAGCACUUUUUAAAUAUUGCACGCAUCCACAUAAACAGCAUCAGAGAAAAAAGAAAGAAAAGUGAUUUAAGGGAAAAAAAGUAGAGGCGCCAAUUACAAGCUUUGAGCUUUGCAUGUGUUUCUUUCUAUCUUCCGUACAUUUAACCUCUGAACAUAACCUCUCUCUCUCCUUCUUCUUUUGUUGUCUUCCGGUUCUUGAGAUCUCUCUCUCUUCGUCUUGUUCUUUUUACUGUGCGUUGAGGCGAUGCCCUUAUCUUUUGAAAGAUUUCAAGGGGAGGGGGUGUUUGGUGUUGUUUCUUCUCUCUAUUCAGAUCCUCAGAAAAUCUGGUUUAAUCAAGACAAAACCGGAGCAGAACAAGAUCUUGGUUAUGUCGUCGGUGGUGUUUUACCGGAGCCGACGUCUGUUCUCGACGCUUUAAGGAGUCCUAGCCCUCUCGCUUCUCACUCUUCAACCACCACCACCACCACCACCACCACCAUGACUCUCUCUUCCUCUCACGGCGGUGGUACCGUCACCGCCACCGCAACCGCCGUUGACGAUAAAUGUAGUCAAAUCGGUCUAGAUGAUCUCGACGGAGGUCAGGAACAGAGCAUCUUAAGGCUUAUCAUGGACCCGGGUUCAGGUUUCGGUGUUUUCGACCCGGGUUUCGGAUUCGGAUCCGGGUCUGUCCCGGUGAAUCCUUUGUUAUCGAGUAGCUUCCCUUAUCAAGAAGAGUUGACGUUCUCGAACCCACCGUCAUCUCCGCCGGCGAAACGGUUCAAUUCGGGAUCUCAUCAACCCGUUUUCCCAUUUCCGGAUCCGGGUCACGACCCGUUUCUCGUCCGCCGUCAACAGCAAUUCCAGUUUCCGUUUCAGUUUCACCAGCAACAACUCCCGUCGUCUUCCUCGUCUUUGGCUCCUGUUCCGCCGCCGGGAACGGCCGGCGAUGACCAAACAGUCAUCAUCGAGCAGCUGUUCAACGCGGCGGAGCUAAUCGGGAACAAUAACAACAACGGCGACCACACCGCUCUCGCGCAAGGGAUAUUGGCGCGGCUCAAUCACCAUCUCAGCUACAGCAACAACAACAACAACAAGAACCCUCCGUUUCAGAGAGCGGCUUCUCACAUAACCGAAGCUCUCCUCUCACUCAUCAACAACGCAUCCCCACCGUUAAUCUCACCAGAGAAUAUGAUCCUUCGAAUCGCUGCGUACAGAACAUUCUCCGAAACGUCGCCGUUUCUUCAAUUCGUCAACUUCACAGCGAACCAAUCGAUUCUUGAGUCAUGCAACGACGAGCUAGGGUUUGAUCGGAUCCACAUUAUCGACUUCGACGUUGGAUACGGAGGACAAUGGUCGUCGUUGAUGCAAGAGCUCGCUUCAAGGAGAAGAAACAGAGCAUCGUCUCUGAAAAUAACGGUCUUCGCUCCUCCUCCGUCGACGGUGUCCGACGAGUUCGAGCUUAGAUUCACGGAGGAGAAUCUCAGAAGCUUCGCCGGAGAAGUCAAGAUUCCGUUUGAGAUCGAGCUGUUGAGCCUCGAGCUUCUUCUGAACCCAGCUUAUUGGCCUGUCUCUCUCCGUUCGUUGGAGAAAGAAGCUGUUGCGGUGAAUCUUCCCGUUAACUCCGUUGUGUCCGGUUACCUUCCGUUCAUCCUCCGUUUCCUUAAACAGAUCUCUCCAAACGUCGUCGUUUGUUCAGACAGAGGAUGUGACCGUAACGACGCGCCGUUUCCUAACGCUGUGAUCCACGCGCUUCAGUACCACACCACUCUGCUCGAGUCUCUCGAUGCUAAUCAAAGCCAAGAGGAUGAGAGCGUUGAGAGGUUUUGGGUGCAGCCGUCGAUUGAGAAGCUGUUGAUGAAACGACACCGUUGGAUUGAAAGAUCACAGCCGUGGAGAAGCUUGUUUACACAAUGUGGGUUUUCUCCGGCGAGUUUGAGUCAGACUGCGGAGGCUCAGGCGGAGUGUUUGUUGCAGAGGAGUCCGGUCAGAGGGUUUCAUGUUGAGAAAAGACAUGGUUCACUUGUUAUGUGUUGGCAAAGGAAAGAACUCGUUACUGUCUCUGCUUGGAAGUGUUAGAAGAAAGCAAAUGAAUCUAAUGUUUUUCUUUUUAUGAUUUAAUUCUCUUUGAAUGUUGUUAUGUUGUUCAGUGAUGUUCUUAGUUUCAACUUUGAUGUUAACAUUUUAAGAAAGUAAGGAUAUAUAUAAUCAAAAAUCUCCUUUUGUUAGAUUUUA
Brassica oleracea var. oleracea is the source of this 2245-nucleotide messenger RNA. Its product is annotated as scarecrow-like protein 27. Gene Ontology annotation, biological process: regulation of DNA-templated transcription. Gene Ontology annotation, cellular component: nucleus. Lineage: Eukaryota; Viridiplantae; Streptophyta; Magnoliopsida; Brassicales; Brassicaceae. The transcript has a single exon. Bases 278 to 2089 code for a protein of 603 amino acids. The record is from RefSeq and is a predicted model, not a curated record. Gene Ontology annotation, molecular function: sequence-specific DNA binding; DNA-binding transcription factor activity.